Messenger RNA from Brugia malayi, 2346 nucleotides. RefSeq lists its product as uncharacterized. Gene Ontology annotation, molecular function: RNA polymerase II cis-regulatory region sequence-specific DNA binding; DNA-binding transcription factor activity, RNA polymerase II-specific; protein dimerization activity. Gene Ontology annotation, biological process: regulation of transcription by RNA polymerase II. The transcript is spliced from 15 exons. Lineage: Eukaryota; Metazoa; Nematoda; Chromadorea; Rhabditida; Onchocercidae. Bases 1 to 2346 code for a protein of 781 amino acids. The record is from RefSeq and is a predicted model, not a curated record. Gene Ontology annotation, cellular component: nucleus.
AUGUCAUCAGAAUCGCCAUCACAUGAGCCAAUCCAUAGUGGUCAUUUUAUGACUUCUAAUCCACAUAGCGAUGAAAUGUUACCCGAUGAGGAAGUUGUUGGAGUUGUAGUUGAGGAUGAUGUCGUUGAGCAAGAUGCCGAGCAAAAAGGUCAAGAUUUAUGCGAUUUGAAUGUUCAAGAUGAAAAGCCGGUUACUUUUUACAAAUUUGGCCCAAAAAGGACGCAAUCAAUAGCAAUUGAUGUAUCUUUAAAUAAAUUGAACAAAUGCAUCAAAGUGGCUUAUAAUAAAAUGACGACACCAAAGUGGAAAGAUUUCAAAGGAUUACGAUUACAUUGGAAACAACGAAUACGUCUAAAUAAUGUUAUCUGGCGAGCAUACUAUAUGGAAUUUCGGCGACCUGAUAAGGAUAAAUCAAGAAGAACACCAUACUGUUAUUUUACUGUACCAGAUGAUGAUUCAACACAUGUUAAAUUUACGGGUACUGUUGUGGAAGGAAUGUACUGGAAGAGAAGUAUGGAUGCGUUGAAAGCUCAGUAUAAACGAUGGCGUCAUUCGAGAACACGAAGAAGAGGACGACGAAGGGGUAUCAGUUGGAAUCAGGAGAUCAGUUCUGUUCCACAAUUAGCUGUACAAAAUUCAAUGAUAAAAAAUUCUUCUGCUGAGCAACCAGAUACGGAUGAUUUAGAUAAUGAAUUUACGGAUACACUUUUUGCUAACCUUAUGCAACCAUAUACAUUUCCAGAUCCAAAAGAAAUAACACAAGGAUGUAAUGCUGAUGUGAUGCAACCCGGACUGCUAUCAUUACAACCAAGUAUCGAAGAAAUAAUGGCAUCUCUUGAUCCACCAGAUCAAUUGCUGGAUGAAAUUGGAAAUUAUGGUGCUUCAAAUGUUUCACCAACUUCACCUUGUACACCAAAAGAAUAUGAAGCAACUUUUAGUAAUAAUUUUACAAAUCCAACUCAGCAACAACAACAACAACAACAACAGCAACAGCAACAACCAACAAGACAGUCAUCUAGUAUAUCGCCACAAAUUCUUCUUGCUAAUUCUUCUGCGCCAACAUAUUCACAGGCAGCAUAUGAUCAUACACCUUUAAUUGCUACAAUGCCUUAUACAACUGAUUCAUCAAAUUUGGAUUAUGUACCACAAUUUCUUACAACCACAAUGCAAUUUCCUUCAUCAGUUCUACCAAAUAGGACAUGGUGGAUGAAUUUUCCAUCUACUCCAACUCCAUCUUUGCUAAAUAGUCCUUCAACUCCAUCUAUUGUUCUUAGUCCAUCUAGCUCAAGUACUACUGGAGUAUUAUCUUUAUCGGUUAAUAGUCCAACAACUAUUUCAACUGUUGAAACACAUCUUAUCAAUACUUCAAGUAAAAAUUCAAUAAAAAUUUUUCCUGCUCCAACUGAUACAUUGAAACUUGAAACCGAAAGAUGGAAUAAUACCGUGUUAAGCUCUUUAUCACGUGAAAUUACAACUGACUCAACAGAACAUGGAGCUUGGAAGCAGUUACCAUCAACCGCAAAUACGGCUAGCCAAAAUUCACUUCUGAUACCACAACCUGUUUAUCCUCAACAAAAUAGUCAAAUAAUACCAAAAGUGACAGAAUCAUCAUCACAUGAGCAAAGUACUCUUCUUUCUGCUAGUACAGCAUCAAUUAAACAAGAACAUGAGAAAGAGGAGCGAAUUCAUCGUGUUCAAAAGCGUGGCUGUAGGAGUGUUGCAGCAGAUAGUACGAUUGAACCGGUAGAAAGGAAACGUAUAUUGCAUUUAAAUGCUGAACAAAAUAGACGUUGUGCAUUGAAAGAUGGAUUCGAACAAUUGUUAAAUUCCUUACCAAAUUUGUAUGGUUGUGGUACAAAACCAACAAAUGCGAUUGUUUUAACACGCGCAGCUGAACGUAUUCGACAACUGAAAGCUGAAAUUGCGCUUAAUGAAGAAAAAACGAAACAACUGAAGCAGAGCAUACAACGAUUAAAUGAUAAAAUUGUAUCACUCCAAGCCUCUUUACCGUCAUCAUCACGAACUGCUGUAAGUACGAUCAGUCAGAAAGCUGAGAUGGAACAGUUUUUGGAAAGAUAUACAAAAGAAAGAACACGUCAAGAUUACCGUUUUUGGGUUAUGGCCAAAAUGAUGCAACCAUUAACGGAGACACUGAUCGAAAGACUUAGUCAGUUACCGUCGAAUAGAGCCUUGGCUGAAACAAGUGACUGGUUGCAGACAAAUUUCCAAUUGUCCACUGUAAGAGCUAAUGCUUCGUCGCUGUUAGUAUAUUUGGCGACACACGCCGGUAUGUUGAACGAUCCGAAUGCAUUGCAGGAAUGCAUUCAAAGAGAAUUGUCGCAAUAG